AUGUCUGUUGUGGCAGCCUUGAAGCAGUAUGCAGAGGAUAGAAAUAUGGUGAUUCUCUGUGGUGCUCUCAAUGAUGUUCUGGACACUAAAUCCCAGAGAAAUGUCCUGACACAUAUAAGACUUCUCAUACCACCUGUAAAAAGGCCACAGUUUGAUGAACUGAUGAGCUUCAACAGAUCUCAGCUGAUGCCUCUGAACAAUGACUCUACUGGUACGGUGUCUGCUGAAAUUGCACAUCAUUUGGGACACAGAAAGGUAUUUCAAGUGGUGCGGGAAGCAGACAGUUUUGGUUUUGUUAUUAGAUCCAGCUGCCCUGCAUUCAUAGAGUCAGUCGAUCCAGGAGGGGCUGCUGAGAAGGCAGGUCUUCAGGCAGGGGACUACCUCAUCAAGUUGAAUGGCAUAGAUGUCAGAGAGACUGAUCAUGACAGACUGAUAGAGCUUCUACGAGACAGUGGAUCGUCCCCAACUUUAGAAGUACUAAGAUGUGGAAAAGCGGCAAGUAGCAGUAACAGCACAGUGUCAUCAUCAUCCUCUUUAUCAAGUCACAGUUCGGUAGACAACAUUCUUUUUGGUGGCGCUAUCACAGAUAAGGAUGGAAACACUUUUACUGAAAAGGCUCAGUUUCUCUUGACGCCAAAAGAGCAGAACAUUCUGAAGAGAGCUAUAAGGAAUUAUAUCAUUAAAAAAGACAUCAUUGAACUGCAUCGUUCCGUUUCCGCCAUCUUAGAUGCUCCUUCGAAAAGGAUGUUGUGGACUUUUGUAUUUGUCUUGCUAUCGACCCCUCAUAGAGAAUAUGUAUCACAUCAUGUCAACAUACCUUUUGAUAUUCUAAUGGCAGAGAAAAAAGCAAACCUUGACAGUGACAAACCUGACUUAGAAGAUUUUCCUCCAUCUUUUGAGCAACAUGCAGACUUUUUACUUACAAAUGCAGAGAAGUUUCAGUUCAAGAAAAGUUUGGAAAUGUACAAGAGAAAUCAGUAA
This is a messenger RNA of Candidula unifasciata, 981 nucleotides long. The record is from the annotation of a GenBank genome assembly. Lineage: Eukaryota; Metazoa; Mollusca; Gastropoda; Stylommatophora; Geomitridae.